CCGACAUCCGGCACACCUCAGCUGUGGCUGCAGGUCUCGAACCAUCGAGCUCCUCCAUUCGCAAAUCCAAUCCCGCGUCCCUCACUGGCUUGGCACUUCGGGUGCUACCAUGGAUUCAUAUCAGGGCCAUGUCUCCUAUUCCUUCCCCGUAUCAUCUCUUCUACCUUCUUUCUAGAGGGAGAUUGUUGUAUCGAUCACCAUGUUGUUUCGUUCCAUGAGGUCUCUCCCCUCAGCUUUGGUCCUCGUCCUUGUCUUUCUGGGCUUUUUCGGAUGGCAAUUGAGCCAGGGGCACUCUCACGAGCCCCUUCCACCUCCGCCCGCACAGGAUGAGAGCCCUCCGCCUGAAGCACAGAAGAAGCCGCUCCGUGUCGCGCUCAUGACUUUUGUCACAGAACAGAGAUCGUAUCUCCACGUAUCGCUCAAAAACAAAGAUCACUACGCGCGUCGCCACGGCCAUGAUCUUAUUGUCGACUACGAAGCACAUUCCGAUCGAGGCGUUAUGUGGUGGAAAUACACCAUGGCUGAGCGCGCUGUCAAGUCUGGCAAAUACGACUGGAUAUGGUGGCUGGACUUCGACACGCUGAUCACCAACACCGCAACGAAAAUCACCGACAUCAUUGAAGAGGAGCUAAACAACGCCACCAACCUCGACGCAAUCGACUUCCUGCUUACGAAAGAUUGUAACGGACUGAACGCAGGCUCCUUCCUCCUUCGCGGGCACGAACGAUCGAUCAAAUUCUUCGAUGAUGCGAGAACCAUGUUCGACAAGGCGAAAAAGGAAGAAACCAACAUGAGCGAGCAGGAUUGCAUGUCAAAACUGUUAAAGGAGGAUCAGGCGACAAGCGACAUGGCUCAUUUCGUGCCACAGUGGAAGCUGAAUGCUUUCCCAGAGGAAAUCGCCUGCUACGACGAGUCCAAGAAGGGGUGGGAGCAGGGCACCUUUGUCCUGCAUUUUGCAGGUGCAUGGGCACACGUCAAGGGCGAUGACCCCACCGGGCAGUUGAUGAAGAAGUACGAGCACGACAUCAUUUGGGGAGAUGCGAAGGAAUUCUAUUGACGUGCAUAUUUGGUUGACGUCAAACAUCGGCCGGGUGUUGG
Dothidotthia symphoricarpi CBS 119687 is the source of this 1098-nucleotide messenger RNA. RefSeq names its product glycosyltransferase family 34 protein. Gene Ontology annotation, molecular function: glycosyltransferase activity. Gene Ontology annotation, cellular component: Golgi membrane. NCBI's taxonomy places the organism in Eukaryota, Fungi, Ascomycota, Dothideomycetes, Pleosporales, Dothidotthiaceae. The transcript is spliced from 2 exons. The record is from RefSeq and is a predicted model, not a curated record. Gene Ontology annotation, biological process: protein N-linked glycosylation. The coding region runs from base 200 to 1057 and encodes 285 amino acids.